This is a messenger RNA of Cololabis saira (Pacific saury), 729 nucleotides long. RefSeq lists its product as uncharacterized. Lineage: Eukaryota; Metazoa; Chordata; Actinopteri; Beloniformes; Belonidae. Bases 97 to 729 code for a protein of 210 amino acids. The transcript is spliced from 3 exons. The record is from RefSeq and is a predicted model, not a curated record.
UUCGAGGGUAGCUUCAUAAAUCCUGUUUCCGUAGAAGUGGGGUCGGACCUCGUUCUGUCUGGUUUGUGCUCUCAUGACCUGGACGAGGCCCUGGCCAUGCUGUUGAGAGAUCUGAGUCUGGAGAUUGAGAAGCUUCAAGGCCCUGCAGCUUUACCUCCACAUGCAGACAAGAUGAAAGAAAUCCUCAUCAAAACCAAAAACCAGGUAAACCGCAGCGGGCCCAGAGUGGACGUCACCUUCGUUCCUGGAUCGACGGCAAACACAUUGGCUAAAGUACGGCUGGUGGGCUACACGGAGCAUGUCAACAAGCUCAGGGAUGUUCUUCGUGACUUUCUGCAGAAUCAGGUUCCAGCUGAAGACGUGUUAAACCUACCACAUCCUGACCUGGUUGACUGUUUUGACCAAGUUUUCGAGCUGCUUCACCUGACGCAGACAAAAGCAACAUUAAAGGCUUCACAUUCUCCACGUCCAUGUGUGGUUGUGUCUGGUCCCCUUUGUCUGGUCCAGGAGACCCAUGAGGCCCUUAAGUCUGCUCUAGCCGGCCUGACCUCAGGAACGUUGGUUCUAGACGGACCGGGGGCUCUGCGCUACUUCCAGGGAGAUGGUAAAGUGAGCAAAGAGCUGGUCGAGAGUUCCUGUCAAGUUCUUAUCAGGCAAGCAUCAGGAAAGAAAACGGCCCCUCAGCUGCAGGUUAGUUUACCUCUCCGUACCAGUCCCACCGCAUGUUAA